AUGUCAUGGUUCUGGUCGCGGAAGGUAUGCGUCGGAGGCAGUAGCGGCGUAGCUAACGCGCGUGAUACGCAGGAUGUGCGCCUGGCGCAGGCCGCCAAGGACGGUAACCUCUAUGACGUGACCAAGCUGCUCGACGCCGGCCUCGACCCCAACAGCUUUGACGAGGAAGGUCAUUCGCCGCUGUACCUGGCGGCGGCCAAGGGCCAUUACGCAGUCGCCUCCGUGCUCUUGCAGGCGCGCGCCGACAUCAACCGAAGCGAUCGCGUGGGCCAGACGCCGCUGCUGAUUGCAGCCUGGUAUGGCCACGACAAGGUCGUUGCGAUCUUAUUGCAGGCCCGCGCGGACGUCAACAAGGGCCGACGGGACGGAUGGACCCCGCUGCACAUCGCGUCCUUCAACGGCCACGCCGCUGUCGUCAGCCUGCUGCUCCAAGCCCGCGCCGACAUCAACCGGAUCAGCAAGGUGGGGCAGACGCCGCUGCACAUUGCCGCCUGGAACGGCCACGACAGUGUCGUCCAGCUCCUUCUUCAUGCGCGCGCCGACGUCAACAAGAACGACAAGGCAGGAUGGACGCCCUUGUACGUGGCCUCGGAGAAGGGCCACGUCGCCGUUGUCGCGUUGCUGAUCGCAGCCCACGCGCGAGUCGACCAGCGAAGGGGGUGCGAUGCGUGGACGCCGCUGCACGUCGCAGCCUGUAAUGGGUACGCGGCUGUCGUAUCGCUCCUGCUGCAGGCGAGCGCCGAUGUCAACAGCACGAGCAAGGCAGGAUGGACGCCUUUGCACUUGGCAGCUGUCAAGGGCCACGCUGCAGUGGUGUCGCUGCUGCUGGGCGCCAACGCCAACGUCAACCAAACCGAUCAUGAAGGACAGACACCGCUGCACAUCGCAGCCGAGAAGGGCCACGCGCCCUUGGUGACCCUCCUCCUCGAAGCCGACGCCGACAUCAACAUCAAGUCCAGGGGAGGCAUGACGCCUCUCUGCAUGGCCGCCUUCAACGGCCAAGAAGCCAUUACCAGCAUGCUCUUAUCGUGCAACGCGGAUGUCAACCUCCCGGGCACUGACGGGCAGAGUCCGCUGCUACUGGCCGUGACCGCGGGCCACAAGGGCAUUGUCGGCAUGCUGCUCGUGGCGGGUGCCGACGUCAACGGUGCCAACGCGCAUGGCUACACGCCGCUCGCGCGCGCAACAAUGAACGGCGAUAGCGUGCUUGUCGAGAUGCUGUUGGCUGGCGGGGCCGAUGUCAACCAAACCGACAAGGACGGACGGACAGCGAUUUUUGUGGCCAGCUCCAAAGGCGACGAUCCAAUGGUCGACCUCCUCCUCGAAGCGCACGCGGACGUGACGAUCGCGAACAAGGCUUGCGAGUCGCCCUUGCAGGUCGCCAUCAAGCACGGCUACCGUAAAAUCGCCCAAAAACUCCACAGCAUUCUCGUCCUCGAGGCGCCCAAGAUCGAGCUCGACGAGAUCGAGCUCUUGUCCGAGCAGCCGAUUGGUCGCGGCGGCCAAGGCAUCGUAUACAAGGGGCUCUACAAAACAACCGAAGUCGCGAUCAAGACGGUCUUUGACAAGGAAGGUAUUGCGGCGCUGGAGAUUGAGAUUGAAAACAUCAUUCGGUGCAAUUCGCCGUACAUUAUCAAGCUUCUCGCGGCCUACGGCCUCCACACGAACGAACCCAAGAUGGUGCUCGAGUAUAUGAACAGCGGCAACCUUCGGCACUACCUUAACCGCAAGCGCGACGGUCUUCCGGUCGCGCUCGAGUUUUCGACGCUGCAGAUCGCAUGGGUCAUUGCAAAUGCAAUCUGCGAUCUCCACGAGAAAAACCUGCUGCAUCGGGAUUUGAAGUCGGACAACGUGCUCUUGUGCUCAAAAAACUACAUCAAGCUCGCCGACCUGGGCAUCUCGCGGCAGUACGACAUCCACACGAUGACGUCGGCGGUCGGCACGUGGCACUGGAUCGCGCCCGAGGUGUUCGACGGCGGCCACUACGACUUCUCCGCCGACGUCUACUCGUUCGGCGUCAUCCUCACGGAGCUCGAGACGUACCAGCGGCCGUACUGGAACGUGCAUCUCGGGCAGAUGACACUCAUCGAUCAAGUGCGCAACGGCGUGCUCCGGCCAACGCUCUCGGCCAAGUGCGACGAGUGGUACCGCCAGCUCACGGAAGCGUGCUUACGCCACGACCCAGCGUCGCGCCCCAAGGCCAAGGAGAUCGUCAAGUGCCUCGAAGGCCAGAUUGCGCAGUCGCGGAAAUUUAUAGACAGAAGUUGGGAGACCGCGUCGUUCGCGGCCAUGACUAUGGUGCCGCUCGCCAAUCUCGCGCGCGCGGCCUAA
Saprolegnia parasitica CBS 223.65 is the source of this 2331-nucleotide messenger RNA. Its product is annotated as TKL protein kinase. Bases 1 to 2331 code for a protein of 776 amino acids. Gene Ontology annotation, molecular function: protein kinase activity; ATP binding; RNA binding. NCBI's taxonomy places the organism in Eukaryota, Oomycota, Saprolegniomycetes, Saprolegniales, Saprolegniaceae. The transcript has 16 exons. Gene Ontology annotation, biological process: protein phosphorylation; RNA processing. The record is from RefSeq and is a predicted model, not a curated record.